Centropristis striata (black sea bass) is the source of this 1083-nucleotide messenger RNA. RefSeq names its product golgin subfamily A member 6-like protein 7. The coding region runs from base 431 to 1051 and encodes 206 amino acids. The transcript has 3 exons. The record is from RefSeq and is a predicted model, not a curated record. NCBI's taxonomy places the organism in Eukaryota, Metazoa, Chordata, Actinopteri, Perciformes, Serranidae.
GAAUCUUUUUCAGUCAUAAUUUGUCUACAAGCUCAUUCUGUUAAAAAGCAGUUGUGAGAAAAUUGCAUCUGAAAUCAUAUUGAAUCAUGAGUUGAGUGUAUUGUUACAUCCCUAAAAUGCAGUGCAAUCACUAAUAGUAAUUGAUAUAUAAAACGAUCAGAAAAAAAUUUAAUUUCAAUAAUUCCAUGACAACUAAGCAGACUCCACUAUUGUUAAUAGGAUACAAUAUUAUUUUAAAUAAUUCUAAUUCCAUUAGGGAGAUUUUUUGUUUUUUUGCAAAAAUCAAGACUGGAUUCUAGAAUGAACUCCUCAGCAUUAAAAUACAAACAUAUACAACAACACAUCUUUGUUUUCAUUUAAAAUAUUCUCUCUCUUACAGUCAUCUAGCUGGCAAUUUUCUCACACAGCACGCUGCGGUUAUUUUUGUAAUAUGGGCGGACAAAAGAGAAAAUACAAGCAUGAGGCCAGUCCACCAGCUGAGGAUGAUGAAGUGCUUGGUCUUAAAAAAGCUCUUCAGUCAGCUACAAAAAACAACCAGAAUCUGGCUUCAAUAAACACCAACCUGAGGAAGCAGGUUAAGGAAUUCACACACCGGGAGAACAGCUGGGUAGUGGAAAAGCUUAAAUUUGCAAAAAAAAACGAAAUCACACGGACAAUACUUUGUAGGAAAUACGCCCACGCUCAAGAUGAGAUCAUGAGGUUGGAGGAGGAGUUGAAGGCUGCAGAAACCGACAAAGCUUUAAUGAUGAAAGAGAAUGAGAACGCCUGGGACGACCUGGAAAAGAUGGCUUCCAGAGGUGAAGAGAUAGCCUCACAGCUUAAAGAGAUGCAUGACAAGUGCCAGGAGCAGCAAAAGGAGAUGAAGAAAAAGGAGGAGAUGAUCGACAGCUUCCGGAGGGAAAUGAUGGAUCUUCUAAAGGAGUUUACACACACAGACGAGGAACAGACACAACCGGAGGUCCAGGAGAACCAGAAGAAGAGACCCAGAAGGAGCGCAAGAAAUAUCUACGGCUUUCAUGAAAGCUCACGGAUAGGCAUUGCAAGCAUAUAAGAAAUAAAUGUUUACUUGUUUAUGAUAAAGAA